Suillus clintonianus is the source of this 1093-nucleotide messenger RNA. Its product is annotated as ClpP/crotonase-like domain-containing protein. Gene Ontology annotation, molecular function: enoyl-CoA hydratase activity. NCBI's taxonomy places the organism in Eukaryota, Fungi, Basidiomycota, Agaricomycetes, Boletales, Suillaceae. Gene Ontology annotation, biological process: fatty acid beta-oxidation. The transcript is spliced from 7 exons. Gene Ontology annotation, cellular component: mitochondrion. The record is from RefSeq and is a predicted model, not a curated record. Bases 66 to 938 code for a protein of 290 amino acids.
GGGGCAAGCAACGGAGCCAACAAGCACGUGCCAGUCAGCACCUUUGGACUACACUUGACACAAGUAUGUUCUAUGCUGGGAGAGUAACGACUAUAUGGCACCCUUGGCGGCUGUCGCGACAAUCGCGAAGACUGUUCUCAACACAGACGCCAGAAGCUUUUCUCGAACCUCUCCAGUCUCACCUCGGUAUAACAUGUCUGUCCCUCAAUAGACCGCAAGCAAAGAAUGCCAUAUCAAUGAAACUACUUAAUGAAUUUCGCGAAUGUUUGGAAACCGCGAAGUACGACAAGAGCAUCCGAGCACUGAUAAUACGUUCCACUACCAUGGGUUCCUUCUGCGCUGGCGCAGACCUUGCUGAGAGACGUACUAUGUCUCAAAUUCAAGUUGCGAAAUUCCUUUCCGACCUGCGUUCUGCAUUUGGUCAAUUGGAAACCCUGCCUAUGCCAACAAUUGCUGCAAUUGAUGGUCCUGCAUUAGGGGGAGGGUUAGAAUUGAGUUUUGCCUGUGACUUGCGUGUGGCCGGACAUUGUGUGACGAAGAUAGGUCUUCCGGAGACGCGCCUCGGGAUUAUUCCUGGAGCGGGCGGUACUCAACGUGCUGUCAGAUUACUGGGCAUGUCGAAAGCAAAGGACCUGAUUUUUACAGCUAAGAUGCUGACAGCCCAACACGCACUUGAAUGGGGCAUAGUGGAUUACGUAUCAUCUCCCUCUACAUCGGCUUUCGAGCGGGCAGUUGAAUUGGCUCAGGAAAUAACCAAAAGCGCCCCAUUGGCGCUUCGGGCUGCAAAGCAGGCAAUUUCACGUGCAGCUGACCUCCCUUUGGAAUCAGGCCUUGAUUUUGAGAGAGCGUCAUAUGAAGUUCUUCUACCCACGAAAGAUCGGUUGGAGGCUCUAGAGGCAUUCAAGGCAAAACGACAACCUGUUUUUAAAGGGGAAUAGUCUGUUACCUUUGAUUUGGAGUGUGCUGCAUACGUUGACACAUAGUGCAACGAAUCAAGACAGGAUCACGCGAACCACACCUGAGGUCUAUACCUAUGCCUUAUGUCAUCAGUAUUCGCGCAUCCAUUAUCUCUAUAUCUACCGCAACUGCGCUU